Molecule: messenger RNA, 1056 nt
Organism: Lathyrus sativus (Indian pea)
Lineage: Eukaryota; Viridiplantae; Streptophyta; Magnoliopsida; Fabales; Fabaceae
Source: the annotation of a GenBank genome assembly
AUGGGAAGAAUACCUUGUUGUGAAAAGAAUGGCCUCAAGAGAGGACCAUGGACACAAGAGGAAGACCAAAAACUCACUGAUUAUAUUCACAAACAUGGCUAUGGAAACUGGAGAUUACUCCCAAAGAAUGCUGGACUGCAAAGAUGUGGAAAGAGUUGUCGUCUUCGUUGGACUAAUUAUCUCCGGCCAGAUAUAAAGCGAGGUCGAUUCUCUUUUGAAGAAGAAGAAACUAUAAUUCAGCUGCAUAGCAUCCUCGGCAACAAAUGGUCUGCAAUUGCUUCAAGGCUACCAGGAAGAACAGACAAUGAAAUCAAGAACUAUUGGAACACUCACAUUAGAAAAAGACUCUUGAGGAUGGGAAUUGAUCCAGUGACACAUAAUCCAAGACUUGAUCUUUUGGAUCUUUCUUCUAUCCUGAAUUCAUCUCUUUAUGCUUCUGCCUCAUUGAUGAACCCCGAGAUUCUAAAGUUGGCUGCAUCACUCUUCUCCUCUCAAAAUGGACAAGAGAAUCAUCACCAAAUUGAUCAGAAUCAGCAAAUUAUCUCACACUUAGUUCAAACUCAAAUUCAGGACUCCAUUCAUCAAGAAACUUACAACAAAUUGUUGAAUCCACUUUGUGAUAAUUCAGUGCCUUUCACUCAAUCACACUUGGUUGAAUCUAAUGAGAAUCUAUAUUCAUCAUCCUUUUUACCUGAAUUUGGCUUCCAACAACAGCAUGAACGUGUUCAUUUAAAUGAUUUGCAUUGUAAUGGAACUGCUUCAAGUACUAUAACAGAUGAUUUUGUUCAUCAAUUACCGAGCUAUGAUUAUCAUGGAAAUGGUUUAAUUAUGGAGCCUCACAUAUCAGAAACCUCAACAUUUCAUUCCAAUAACACCAACCAGAACUUCAAUUUCGCUUCAGUUCUAUCAACGCCUUCGUCAAGUCCCGUACGGUUGAAUUCGAAUUCCACGUACAUCAAUGGGACCAGCAUUGAAGAUGAGACAGAAAGCUAUGUUAGCAACAACAUGUUUGAGUUUCAAAUUUCAGAUAUCUUAGGUGUGAAUGAGUUCAUGUAA